Molecule: messenger RNA, 1017 nt
Organism: Heterocephalus glaber (naked mole-rat)
Lineage: Eukaryota; Metazoa; Chordata; Mammalia; Rodentia; Bathyergidae
Gene: Izumo4
Product: IZUMO family member 4
Cellular component (GO): nucleus
Source: RefSeq, a predicted model, not a curated record
GAGGGGCGUGGCGCGGGGGGCCACCGUUGGUUGGCCGGUAGCAGGUGGGGGUUGGCCAUGGCCCUACUACUGUGCUUGGGGUUGACUGUCGCGCUGGCCCGCGGUUGCCUUCAUUGCCAUAAUAACUUCUCGGAGAAGUUCUCCUUCUACCGCCACAACGUGAACCUCAAGUCUUGGUGGGUGGGUGACAUCCCUGUCUCGGGGGCUCUGCUCACCGACUGGAGCAAGGACACGAUGAAGAAGCUACACUUAGCCAUCCCGGCGGAGAUCACCCGUGAGGAUCUGAACCAGGUGGCUGAAACUGUGUAUCGGAAGAUGGAUCAGCUGUACCAGGGGAAGAUGUACUUCCCUGGAUAUUUCCCCAAUGAGCUGCGAGUCAUCUUCCGCGAGCAGGUGCAUCUCAUCCAGAAUGCCAUCAUCAAAAGACAAAUUGACUGUCAGCGUCACUGUGGCAUCUUCCAGUACAAGACCAUCUCCUGCCACAACUGCUCUGACUCGCACUUCGUCUGCUUUGGCUACAACUGCGAGUCCUCGGUAGAGUGGGAGAGCGCUGUGCGGGGCCUUCUCAUUUACAUACAGGACACCAGCACGAGGGUGGGCACUGUGGCCAGGGCUCUCUGUGCACCUGGGACUGCCAGCCACCUGUUCUGCCACCUCACCCAUGUAACACCGUGUGGUCAUCUCAUGAACAAACCUCGCCUCCUUCCUCCUGCAUCUCCUCGCCUGGGACACCCAGAACCACCCCAGCCUUCCUAUCACCAAGCAUCUUGUGUCUGGAGCCACAGCGCCUGGUCAACCUGACCUUGGAGGACACCUUGAAGUGUCUGACAGGAGCUGCUGCUGUGGAGACUGGGACUCAGCUGGCCUGAACUGGCCUGUCGCUCUGGCUUGGGUCCCCAUCAGCUCCCAGAGGGCCCAGGCUGGGCUGGGGUGGGGGCAGGGGGCGGGUUUGUGUAUAGCGUCAGCCCCCGGGCAGGGCCACCAUGCCAUUUAUGACAAUUAAAGUGCCUGACAUUU